UUCAACAUGGCGGAGGCAGCAGACGUAAAGAAACGCCGAAACGCCAAUUUUUCGGCGAAUGACUGCUUAUUGCUGGCAAACAUUAUGGGGCAGUCAUCAAACUUAAAUAAAACACUGACGAAUUACCAGUACGUUCGCCAUAAGUUCAACAGCAGCAUAACAUCAUCAACAAAGAAAAUAAACUGGACCAAAAUAACUGAGAACUUUAAUACUGUGGCAGAAGUUCCAAGGAAGACAGAGGACAUUGUUAAAAAAUGGGACAACCUGGUACAAACACACAGGUUAAAGUAUCAGGACUUCCAGAGGGAACAGUCUGCUACAGGUGGUGGUCCACAACCAGGAAAGAUGUCUGCAAUUACUGAGGCAGUGAUGGAUGUAAUUGGGAGGAAUUCAGUAAAUACAGUAGGAAUUCCUGGUUCUACAAAUUAUGAUUCUUCCUUGAUGAUGUUAGAAAGACUGACACAGAAGACCACAGACAACACCAAAACAACAGAGGAUAUUGACAUUAUAACAGAAAUUAUGUUAUCGGAUCAUGACAGUGAGGUAGAUCUAGUGGGGCUGAAAACAUCAAAAAGAAGUCUUCCAUCAACAUCAACAUCUUGCGCAAAGUGCCAAUGUUUAGACUGUUCAAGUAUGAGACAACUGAAAAGAAAGAAACUUGAACUUCAAAUUCAGUAUUUUUCAAAAAUUGAACAAUGAAUGCUGGUUUUUGUGUCGCCUCUACAGAGUAGUGGCGACAUAUAGGGAUCACUUCUCCGUUGUCUGUCUGUCUGUCCGUCUGUCUGUUACAAAACUUGUCCGGACUACUCCUCAUAAACUACUGGUGCAAUUUCAUCCAAACUUUACAGGAAUGAUCAGUACCAAGUCUAGUUGUGCAUAUUGUCAGCAUUUUCCAGUUCAAUGAAUUUUGUCAGAGUUAUGGCCCUUUAAUAAUUUUUUUUUAAUUUGUCUGGGCUACUUUUCUUAUACCACUUAUGCAAUUUCAAUGAAACUUUACAGGAUUGAUUUGUAGCUCAAGUCCUUGUGCAUAUUGCACUGGUUUUCCGGUUGAAUGGUUUUUGGUCGAGUUAUGGCUCUUUGAUAAAAAGGUGUUAUUUCUGUGUGUUGCCAGAUACACAAAAGCUUGUCCGGACUACUCCUCAUAAACUACUGGUGCAAUUUCAUCCAAACUUUACAGGAAUGAUCAGUACCAAGUCUAGUUGUGCACUGUCCGUCUGUCUGUCCGUCUGUCACAAAACUUGUUCAUUCAGAUAUAGUCCGGCUACAGUGAAAAUUAUAUUUUAUAAAUUUCACUAGUGAUUAAUCAGAAUAUAAUCAUCUGAUAUAUUACAAUAAAACACUGGAAAGCAUGAAAUAAUGAAAUGUUUCAAAUUAGCUUAAACAAUGUUUUUACAGACAUAUAAGUGAAUAACAUUUUAUAUUUGUUCUAGUAAACUUUAUUAGCUGCUAAAUAUAGAUAUAUUACUAACUUAGAAAAAUUGUCACUUUGCCUGGAACUUACAAUUACUUGUAUACCAACAGGCACAAUUUAAAUGUCCAGCAAAAAGGAAUCAAGAAGCACUUGGAUUUAAAAGCAUAAUAUUAUGUCUGUUUAUUAGUUUGAGCAAAUGAACUUCAUUUUUGAGUUUUUCAUUUUGAAUUAUACAAUAACAUUUACUUACUUAUCAUCAAAAGUAUGUCUGUACUAUAUGAUCUCUGAAUCUUAGACCAUUCU
Molecule: messenger RNA, 1714 nt
Organism: Ruditapes philippinarum (Manila clam)
Lineage: Eukaryota; Metazoa; Mollusca; Bivalvia; Venerida; Veneridae
Exons: 5
Coding region: 7-699 (230 amino acids)
Cellular component (GO): nucleus
Source: RefSeq, a predicted model, not a curated record